GUUCAAAGAGCCGGAUGAAGCAUCUGUAGUUUGGCUGUUUUCUGGUGAAAUUAUCCAAAGGAUCAACAGGAAGCCAACAUGAGAAGGUUAUCUCUCCACAUUAAAGUCUGUAUUUUAAUAACUUUGGUUCUGAUGUGGACGUGUGGUGUGGCAGAGCGGGAGUACUUCCCCCAGGCCAGAAAUCUCACUUGGGAUGAGGCCAGGAACCACUGCCAGAUUUGUUUCAAAGAUCUGGUGACUCUGACCCCUGACAACACCCAGGGCAUUGCCCGUAAUCUCAGCUCUGACCACUGGAUCGGCCUCCGCAAGAAUUUCUACUCCACCUUCAACUCUACUGUGUUCUGGACUCGCUGGGCCAACGGGGAUCCCCUUGCUUUCCAGAACUGGUACCCUGGUUGGCCUGUGUUCAAAUCCCCCCCCCCAAAACAAGCCUGCUGCAGCUGCUCCUGCACCUGCCCGGCAACGACACCAGCCCCAGCAACGACCAGCCUGGCCGCGUACACAGAAUUUAUAUCCCUAAAUACGACGAGCGAAUUCGGAGAUUUCAUGACUGAAAACGUGACGGACUCAAGCAUCUUCACCACCACUGGCCAAAAUUUGACAAACAAUACCACGCACAUGGACUUCACAGCAGAAUGCGUGCGCUCGCCUAUGCUGCCGCCCGAUGUCCCAGAGACUGAUGAGAACUAUAUAGAGGACUCUUGUGUGGCCAUGCUUAGCUUUGGGGCUUGGGUUGAAAAGAACUGCUCAGAGCUUCUGCCUUUUAUUUGUUAUGAAGAUCGUUUCUUUGGCCAAGCCAAUGUGACGAAUGUGACGACUGGGAACGCCACUCUCUCAUGGCUGAUGGGACCUGGAAACAUCAGCCAUUACCGCGUAGAGGUCAGAGGUGACAUUACAAUGACGUUAAACCUGACCAAUCUGACCUAUGACCUUUUAAACCUGACAGCGGGCACCCGCUAUUCAGUCCAUGUGUUCCCUGUUAAAUGUGAUCGAGACCUCAACCCACAGGAAGUCACCUUCUACACCAUACCUAACAAAGUCACAAACCUCGCUGUAACCAAGGUGACGGAAACGUCUGUCUUUCUGGCCUGGACCAAAUCAGAUGGAAACGUGAGCUUCUAUGUUAUCAAGGUCAACAAUACGAGUAAAGAGAGUUACAAUGAGAACGCAGAGGUCCAUGGUUUGAUACCUGGAAACCUUUACACAUUCGUGGUCCACGCUGAAGUCCAAGACAGAUCCAGACAAAGCGAAGAAUCUACAAUCUCAGCAUAUACAAAGCCGGGCAAAGUGUCCAACCUGAGUGUGUCUGAGAACACCAACACAUCACUGCUGCUUACCUGGGAUCCACCUGAGGGAAAUGCCAUGGCUUUCAGGGUGGUGGCUAUGGAUGACAGUGAUAACGAAUUGUUUAAUAAUGGGGAACACAGCUCAACUCAGACUCAGCAGGAAGUGACAGGGCUGCCGAUGGGCACCAGGAUAACCCUCAGCGUGACGGCACUGGUCAAUGGCACUCUCGAGGGAGACAACGUGACUGUCGUCAACUACACAGUUCCUGAACCGAUUUCCAACCUGACAUUGAAGUCAACAAAUAACACCCUCAAUGCUACCUGGAUCCAUCCUGGUAAUUACUCGUCUUUCACCGUCCAUCUCAAGCUGGGAGACCAAAUUGUAUGUAGUGAACAUGGCCUAACACAACUUAACAAGAGCUUUUACCAGCUGAAGAAUUCAGCCAAUUACACCGUGAUUGUCUACACCGUUAGUGGACAUCUCCAAAGCCCCCCAGUGGAAAAGUCCAAAUUCACCUUGCCGAGUCCGCCAACUGACGUCAGUGUCUCUUCCUCCAAUACAACCCAAAUCACCUUCCAGUGGAAGCCCCCUGAGGACGCAGGAAAAGUCACCUACUUUGUCAGCCUCAACUCCAGUUUCUGGGGCUACAACAAGUCUCUUUGUGUUAAGGAAACCAGCCACAUGUUUGGUGACUUAGCUUCAGGGACCAAGUACAGUUUUCAGGUGCGAACAAUGGCAGAUGAAAGCAGAAGUGAGGCGGAAAACUGUUCACAUUAUACAGAUGCAGAGAAAAUGGAAAUCAGCCUGUCUAUGCUGUGCUCGUCCUCUGAAGCCCUCCACUGUGCUAAUGGUACUGUGAAGGAAACUGUAUUCAAUAAGCUAAUGACAUAUUUUGAAUCACGGUUGGGGGACAGUAUUUUCUGGAGACUCCAGAAGAAAGAGAGUGAGAAGUCUGCAACCUAACGUGUUUGUCUAGUUUUUAUUGGUAUUAGUGAAGGUAUUUUAGACGUAAGUGUUUUCUGUCUCAGACACGUUAUUGUUAAACGCUUUUGCAUUGUCCUGCUGCCCAGAAAAUUAUUUUACACACACACACACACACACACUGUUUAUUCCAAUUUUACAGGUUCACUCAAUCACAAGACAAUAUUUACAAUCAACUCUUCUUAAAAAGUAUGAAGCAGUUGUGAAGACUUUUUUUUUCUCUUGGCCAAAGUUUAAAAUCACUGUAAAAGAAUAAAUUCAGCUUCUGUCCAUGA
Messenger RNA from Toxotes jaculatrix (banded archerfish), 2543 nucleotides. Its product is annotated as receptor-type tyrosine-protein phosphatase eta. The record is from RefSeq and is a predicted model, not a curated record. Lineage: Eukaryota; Metazoa; Chordata; Actinopteri; Toxotidae. Gene Ontology annotation, molecular function: protein binding. The transcript has 12 exons. Bases 79 to 2250 code for a protein of 723 amino acids.